ACCUUCUUUCUCAUGUCAUUCACUAAAUCUCCAAACAGCUUCAGGUAUAUUUAGUGUGAAGACAACCUCAGAAAUCACAGGAAUCCACAUCCCACCUGCUAUACGAUCUGUUCCUCAUGUGAGGCUUUCACCCCAAAGCAGCAGCUGUAAAGUACAUCUCAGUGGAAACCAGCGUUCAGAAGGAAAAAUCUGGUUAAUUUAGUGGUUCAAAGACUGAGAUUAAGAAACAUGCCACCUCUGAGAUACUGACUUGUACCCGAUCAGGAGUCUCAGAGUUUUUUUCCUACUUCUUGUUGCCGGUUGCUACACACUUCCUCUUCCUGUGUCUUUCUUCAUGGUGUCUGUUGCUUGCUUCCUCUUUUCUUGAAAGUGGCCACUGUCUUCCCUUCCUGUAUCUCCCUCUCACUGUUUCUGUUUCCCCCUUUGUUUAUUUCUCUUAAUCUCUUGUUCUUUCCGUCCACCUUUGCUGUAGUGAUGUGUGUGUGCUACAUGUGCUUGUGUGUCUUCGUUGUAAUCUGCCGCGAGUGUCUGGUGGUUUCCGCUGGUCACUCUGGUUUGUUGUAAUCCACCCGAAACCAGCCUUCCCAUCGCUGAUGUCGGACGAGGACGUCAGAUGUUUGUCCAGGAACUAAAAAACCUGCCUUAUUUUUAGUUCCACCGCCACACAAUUUUGAGGUUCCAGCAUGAGUUUGAAAGGAUUGCAUGAAGCGAUCGGAGAGUUUUCUCAGCCCACAGUGGACCCUGUCAUUCUUGGAAUAUUAUGAACUUAAUAAUAAUAAUAAAAAAAGAAAAUUACCAAAAUUGGAGUUACAAGUGAUGUGCUCUUUCUGUGUUUGGCUGGAGAUGGCAGAUAUCGGACUGAUUUCUGGCCCAAAUCUGAUGUAGGGGUCUAAGAAAAUAUCAAUACGCUUGGGUGUGGUGAUAUAAUAUUCUGUGAUAUUUAUUAUCGGACUUUGUUGUACGUCACAUCUUUUUCUUAUGUCCCUGUUCUGUGUCUGUCUCUUCAUUACUGACUUCCAGUAAAGGUAAAAACAAAUCUGUAAGCAAGCAGUGUGAGUAAAUGUGGCUUUAGAUGUUGUCAUCACUGGACAAAAUUUCUGGGUAAUGAAAUCUUUGAAAUACUUUAUUAUCAAAUCAGUACAGGGAAGGUAUGAGGCCGCUCAUGGUUGAAUAUACGCUGAGUGAACCCUGUCACACUUUCUGUUCAUGGAGAUACUGAAAACACUACAUCUUUGCUUAUGAAUUCUUGUUUGACUUGUCAGGAUGGAGGCCAGAGUCCCUUAAUUAGUUCAUUAUUUGCUUUCCUGGUUGAAACUAAUUGACAUGAUGAUCAGCUGAUAUCUGGCCAACUCUUUCUUUUAACCCUGCUGUUGUAUUCGCUGGCUGUCAGCCCCGGUUUGGUCCAGUAUUUUUGGAUCAUUUGACCCCAUGUUGGUCCCUCGUUUACUGUUGUUUAAGCACUGGUCCGGCCCAGUGUGAACCGGUGUUGAAGCAUUGGUUUGGUCCAGUAUCUUAUCAUAUUUAGUCCUGGUUUUGCCCAGUAUUCACUGGUGUUUUAGCCAGGGAUGCACAGAUCCAACUUCUCUUCUAAUACUGAUGCCUCACGUCAGCUUAUCUGCUAAUGCAGAGUGUCAGUGCUCUUAAUUUUCCCCAAACCUGUCUGCCUCACUGUGUGAAACUCGGUGGCUUUUGGUACUGAAAGAGCUAUCAGCAUUGUGUUCUUAUACCAGCACUGAAGUUAAAAUUCUGGUGUAGUUGUCACCUUUCUCACAGUGUUGUGUCAUAAAUGGCAGAUUAACCAAUGAUGGAAGAUCCUUAAGAUGACCCGUGGAUGAUUGGAGAGGUCCGAGGCAGAAGGGGGGAUGACAUGCAUGUGUCCGGCCUGCUAACAUCGCUGACGACUUGCACACUAACCGACCGCCCGCCCUCACAACAUGACGGACGUACUGCACUGCGAACCACCCAACAGUUCAGAGGAAGUCACACCAUCUCUCUGUGUGCCUCUGCAGUAUACGGGUCCGAUCCCGGCCGAGCGAGGCGGCGAGCUGGCCAUGGGGGGAGGUCGCAGCGAGACGUCUGCGCUGAGCGGCACGGCGGGGGGCCGGGGCACGACCACUACCCAGAAUUCCCAAAGGCCCAACGCCUGCUGCUUCUGCUGGUGCUGCUGUUGCAGCUGCUCAUGUCUCACUGUCAGGAAUGAAGAGGAGAGACGGAGGCGGAGCAGGAGGAAGAGAAUAUCACAGGACACCAAGAUGGAAACCAUACCAAACUGUGAAGCUUGCACCAAACCCUCAGUGGAAGAGAUCCGGCUGUGGUCUCAGUCCUUCGAAAAGCUGAUGAGAAACCCGGCGGGUCGAAAUGUUUUUCGGGAGUUUCUGCGGACGGAGUACAGCGAGGAGAACAUGCUGUUCUGGCUGGCCUGCGAAGACCUCAAACAGGAAAUCAACAAGAGCGUCAUUGAGGAGAAAGCGCGCUCCAUCUACGAGGACUACAUUUCCAUAUUGUCGCCAAAAGAGGUGAGUCUGGAUGCCCGGGUUCGAGAGGUGAUCAACAGAAGGAUGCAGGAUCCGACGCCUCACGCGUUUGAAGACGCCCAGCUACAGAUCUACACGCUGAUGCACAGGGACUCCUACCCACGAUUCCUCUCCUCCAACAUCUACAAGUCGCUCAUUCAGGGCGGCUCACGUACCUCCUCCGAGUCCUAGUCCCACGCCGCACGCCGCCUCCUCCUCCUCUGAUCCUGCACUGACGGGAUGGAUGCCAGAGCAUUUCAGCACUCCUCCUCCAAGAACCAGAACUGACUGCUCUUCACUUCACUUCUCGCAAUCCCAAAUCUCUCAGAUUACUGCCAAGACUUUCUUCUCAUUUCCUGUUUUUUUCUUCUCAGCAUCCCAAACUUUUGAUACGGUUGCCAACACUUCCUGUCCUCUCCUGAUUCCUCCGUGAUUCUCUUCCGUUGAGUCCUUUCUUCUUUCUGCCUUAACACUCGUUUUUCUUUCUUGAGUCUCCUCUCAUGUCUUCUCUUCUCUCUUUUACUUGUAAAGUUCAGGAAAAUGUUUCGAAGGGUAAAGAAAAAAGCAUAACAUUAAAACGAAAGCCAAGAUAACGUAACUUAAGAAUAUUUUGGUUAUUCAUGUGAAAAAGGAAAGUUAAAUCUGUUAAAUUCAAUCGGAGAAGAGUUAAAUUUUGUGCCAUUUUUGAUUUCUGUUUUUGUUUACAUCACAUAACGUAAAAUUCAGGUCAUAGAAGUGGCAUUAACGAACAACUGAUGACGGAGUAUUUGCUGGGCCAAUAUUGAUAUUUUAAAAAUGAAUAUCAAAUGUUAUUACGGGAGCCCAUAUUGGUUUCUAACAUGAACCCGUUGUUUGAACUGGAAGGCCACUUACUGGCUUUGUGGGGGCCUUCUGCUCGCCCUCGCAGUCUUCCUCAGCGGAUGGAGUUUGCACCAUUGGGACGCUCUGACCGAACUCCAUCUGCUGACGUAGAGGGGAGGCGGCCGCGGUUCAGAGGUCCAGAGAAAAGCUCAGUAAGUGGACCCUGAGACCAGUUUCAGUUGUAGCUUCCUUCUCGUCUCUGUCCCGAUGAGUUUUCUUCUCUUCUUUUCAAUUUCUGAUUUCUUCUGUCCUUUCACCUCCGUCCUCCUUUCAUCCUUCGUUUUCCUCUUUUACAACCUCUUCUCCUCCGCCUUCUCUUCGGAUUUAAACCUCUGCGACUCCUGAAAGGAGAAGGAAGUGAACUGGAUGUUGAAGUAUUUCUUUGGGAGAUCAUCUGCUGUUAUGUGGAGAUGCACGUGGUUACUUGGUAGAUUAUAAUGUAUUUCAAGGGGACACACACACACACACACACACACACACACCCGUGCCAUGGAUUUGUACCGUUUCGUCCCUCCCCUCGGGGCCAUCCAAUCACAUUUAAGAGCCAACCAAUGGGCGACGUCCCUGACUUCCGCCCUCCUCAUCGCCUUGUUUUUCAUCCGACGGUUUCCAGCGUCGGGACUGACGGAGAGGCAAAAGGAAAAGAUGCCGUCGGAUUCCUUCUCUCGUUCUCUCUUUCGACUGGAAAACACAGGGUGCUCCCUCCAUCCCCGAUACAAACGGCAAAAAAGUUUGUUUCUUUAUUAUUAUUCUUUAUUUAUCCCCUCUUGUUUGCUGGAUCAAUCAUUUCACACCUGUGGUAAAGAAAUGGACAAACGGAUGGAUGUCACUUCCUUCCGACUACUGAUUUACAAACAGACGAGACGUCUAUUUUUUAAGAGAAAACUAUACAGAACAUUUUAAUUAUGUCUUUUUGUUUUGGUUUUGUUUAUUUGGUUUCUCCCACUCGCUCCCCUUCCUGGACUUUUUGAAAGAAGAGGAGGAUUCCUCUGAGAUCGUACUGAUCCCCACCCGAUGCAACACCACAGACACCACAGACACCACAGACAGGUGCAAUAAAACACUGGAGUUUGGAAAAACAACACACACACACACACACUCAUCGCAUUUGUGUCACGAUACUGAAGGGGAUCUUUGCUUCCUUCUCUCCAAACCAAAUAACAAAUAACGCAGAUUUAUUGCGUAAUAUUCGAAUGAUAUGAAACAUUUGUCAAAACUGAAUGCAGCACUGACUCUUACAAAUAUCUAAAACAUAGCAAAUGUUUAUUAAUACUUAGGGUAACACACCCUUUGCAUGUAAUGUUAUCCAAUGGUUCCCAAAGGCCGCAGUUCGAGUUUCCUUCCUUCUUUCUUCCUUUUAAAAUGAAUUUGAUUUUGAGCUGAAACAUUUGUUCUCUUAAUUAGUUUACCGACAGCCUCUCAAGUGGGAAAACCUUCAGCUUUUUUGGUGUUUUAUGUCAUUUUGAAUUGAAUAUCUUUAUGAUUUGGACUGAUACACAAAAUGAAAUGUGAAAAUCUUUGCUUUGGCUCUUUUAAAACACAAACUGAAGUUUAAAUUGGCUCACGCUGAAUCCUGCAGUCUGCAGGGAAGACUUCUCAGUGUGGAGGGAGAAAUAAAUUUAAAUCAAACUGAUCUGUUCUCGUUAAAAGUCGGUGUUCGGUGGAACAAUAUAAACGAUUUUCCACCAGCUGCAGAUAAAGUGAAACCUUUGCUCCUGUCACGUUGUGCUGCCACUAGCAAUUCUUUUCAUUACCGAUUAAUCAGACAGUUAUUGUCAUUAAUAUUUUUCGCCUAUAAAAAGUCCCAAACCCAAAGAUUCUUCAUUUACUAUCAUAAACGACAAAGCCAUUAAUGGAUUAUCUUGAAAACACUGCGAUCAUCCAGUUGGGAAUAAAACUGACGACGUGAAUUUGUCUGACUUGCCACUAAAGAUUUGAAUUAUUUGAAAAAUUCAACGUUCAAGAUGGCUUCAUGUCAGGAAGGAGCAGAGAAGAUGAAACGUUCUGUGUUCUCCUCAGAUCCCAGAGGUUUAGACCUGAAAGUUGUUCUAAUAAGUAUCAUAACACACACACACACACACACACACACACACCAGGGUGGCCUACCUGGGCACUGCUGCUGCUGACCUCUGCCUCUGUGACCUCUCACCUUUGACCUCACCACUGUCUGCCGCCCACUCAGACACCUGCUCCUGAUUGGCUGCAGGGGGCUGCAGGGCUCAACUGUGGUUGGUCAAUUCAGGAAGGGGGGUGGGAGGAAAUCCCAGGUGCAAAAAAAAAAAUAAUAAUAAAUAUAUAUAGAUAUAUUAAUGAAAAGCAACUAAUAAAAAUAUAUAUAUUAAAAAAAAAGAUAUGUGAGUUGGGACGCUUACACCCAGUGCUUCAUGGGAAAUGUAGUUUGAGGAAAACAAAUGUUUGUAGUUGAAACAAUUUUAAAAAAGAGAGAUGCUUAGGCCUCAACCGGGCUGGUCACUCAGAAUGCAUUAUCUUAGUAUUGUUAAUGUUAUUUAUUUUUUAUUUUGUUAAAACUGUGAUUUUAAUUGUACAUAUAUAAACGGAAACCCUUGAACAUCCAA
Messenger RNA from Scatophagus argus, 5950 nucleotides. RefSeq names its product regulator of G protein signaling 19 (gene rgs19). Bases 1935 to 2705 code for a protein of 256 amino acids. The transcript has 6 exons. Lineage: Eukaryota; Metazoa; Chordata; Actinopteri; Scatophagidae. The record is from RefSeq and is a predicted model, not a curated record.